Messenger RNA from Vicugna pacos (alpaca), 6323 nucleotides. Lineage: Eukaryota; Metazoa; Chordata; Mammalia; Artiodactyla; Camelidae. The record is from RefSeq and is a predicted model, not a curated record.
UGGGAAUCCUCCCGCCGGCAAGGCAGCUCCGUAGACUUGAGAGGGCCUGCUGAGCAUGUGUGAACAGCGCCGCGCAUGCUCUGUGGAGCGGGCAGGUUUACCGAGGCACUAGCAGAGGAUUUUACUACUCUUCUCCUGCUUCCCCCGCCCAGCACGUCCCCCUCCCCUCCUUCCCACUCCUCACCACGCGGUCCCCAGCAUCCACCCCCGCCCCUCCUUCCCACCCCCCUCCCACCCCAAGGCUGGGGAAUCUCCAUUGACGUUCGGGUGACGCGGCUGUGCCGCCGCCGUGGGGGGUUCCAGGCGCCGCACAGGUAACGCCGUCGCUGCCGCCAUAUUGACAGAGCUGGGAGCUGGGAGGGGGCCCGAGGAAGCGGGGUUGAGGGGGAGUCACCACCAAGCGACAGUCGCGGCGGCAGCAGUGGUGAGCACGAGCUGAGCGGCAGCUCUUGGAGAGGCAGCACAGAGUUGUCUUCUCUAUGGGGAGCAGCAGCCUGCGGUGACGGCGACCCCUCGCUCCCAGUCUCUGAAGGACCCCGCGGCGAGGGCAGCUGUCGCUGAAGGCGAGGCUGGGGAUCUCGGCGGCGGCGGCGGCGGCGGCGGCAGUGGCAGGCAAGCUCAAAAGACGGGAUGCGGGGCCGCGCGGGCGGUUGGCAGCUCCUGUUCGAGUGCUCCUGAAGGGGCGAUGCUACCGUUCGCUCCCCAAGACGAGCCCGGGGACCAAGAAAUGGAGGUGUUCGGCGGCAGCGCAAGCAGCGGCGAGUAUGUUUUAGGUAUUAUAGAGAUUUAACAAUGGGUCUCUCUACCUCAGCAAUUUGGAAAAAUACUGGAGUGGAAAUUGUUAAUCCCUAUGAAGUAAAACGAAAGGUGAAGGUGAAUGGUCUUAAAAUGGUUGAUGAGCCAAUGGCAGAAGGAGAAGCAGAUUCUUGCCAAGAUGAAGGAGUUGUUAAAGAAAUCCCUAUUACUCAUCAUGUUAAGGAAGGGUAUGAGAAAGCAGAUCCUGCGCAAUUUGAAUUGCUCAAAGUUCUUGGUCAGGGAUCCUUUGGAAAGGUUUUUCUUGUUAGAAAGAAGACUGGUCCUGAUGCUGGGCAGCUCUAUGCAAUGAAGGUGUUAAAAAAAGCUUCUUUAAAAGUUCGAGACAGAGUUCGGACAAAGAUGGAGAGGGAUAUACUGGUGGAAGUAAAUCAUCCAUUUAUUGUCAAAUUGCACUAUGCCUUUCAGACUGAAGGGAAGCUGUAUUUAAUAUUGGAUUUUCUCAGGGGAGGAGAUGUCUUCACAAGAUUAUCCAAAGAGGUUCUGUUUACAGAGGAAGACGUGAAAUUCUACCUCGCAGAACUAGCCCUUGCUUUGGAUCAUCUGCACCGUUUAGGAAUUGUAUAUCGAGACCUGAAGCCAGAAAACAUUUUGCUUGAUGAAAUAGGACAUAUCAAGUUAACAGAUUUUGGACUCAGCAAGGAAUCAGUUGAUCAAGAAAAGAAAGCCUACUCGUUUUGUGGUACAGUGGAAUAUAUGGCUCCUGAAGUAGUAAAUAGGAGAGGUCAUUCCCAGAGUGCUGAUUGGUGGUCAUAUGGUGUACUUAUGUUUGAAAUGCUUACUGGUACUUUGCCAUUUCAAGGUAAAGACAGAAAUGAGACUAUGAAUAUGAUAUUAAAAGCAAAACUUGGAAUGCCUCAGUUUCUUAGUGCUGAAGCACAAAGUCUUCUAAGGAUGUUAUUCAAAAGGAAUCCAGCAAACAGAUUGGGUUCGGAAGGAGUUGAUGAAAUCAAAAGACAUCUUUUUUUUGCAAAUAUUGACUGGAAUAAAUUAUAUAAAAGAGAAGUUCAGCCUCCUUUCAAACCUGCUUCUGGAAAACCAGACGAUACUUUUUGUUUUGAUCCUGAAUUUACUGCAAAAACACCUAAAGAUUCUCCUGGUUUGCCAGCCAGUGCUAAUGCUCAUCAACUCUUCAAAGGAUUCAGCUUCGUUGCAACUUCCAUUGCAGAAGAAUAUAAAAUCACUCCUAUCACAAGUGCAAAUGUAUUACCAAUUGUUCAGAUAAAUGGAAAUGCUGCACAGUUUGGUGAAGUGUAUGAAUUGAAAGAGGAUAUUGGUGUUGGCUCCUAUUCUGUUUGCAAGCGAUGCAUACAUACCGCUACCAACAUGGAAUUUGCAGUGAAGAUCAUUGACAAAAGUAAGAGGGACCCCUCGGAAGAAAUUGAAAUUUUAAUGCGCUAUGGACAACACCCCAACAUUAUCACUUUAAAGGAUGUUUAUGAUGAUGGUAGAUAUGUUUACCUUGUCACGGAUUUGAUGAAAGGAGGAGAGCUACUUGACCGUAUUCUCAAACAAAAAUGUUUCUCAGAACGGGAAGCUAGUGAUGUACUGUUUAUAAUAACUAAGACAGUUGACUAUCUUCACUGUCAAGGAGUUGUCCAUCGUGAUCUUAAACCUAGUAAUAUUUUAUAUAUGGAUGAAUCAGCCAAUGCAGACUCCAUUAGGAUUUGUGAUUUUGGGUUUGCAAAACAACUUCGAGGAGAAAAUGGACUUCUCUUAACUCCGUGCUACACUGCAAACUUUGUAGCACCUGAGGUUCUUAUGCAACAAGGCUAUGAUGCUGCUUGUGAUAUCUGGAGUCUAGGAGUCCUUUUUUACACAAUGUUGGCUGGCUACACUCCAUUUGCUAAUGGCCCCAAUGAUACUCCUGAAGAGAUACUGCUGCGUAUAGGCAAUGGGAAGUUCUCUUUGAGUGGUGGAAACUGGGACAAUAUUUCAGAUGGAGCAAAGGACUUGCUUUCUCAUAUGCUACAUAUGGACCCACAUCAGCGGUACACUACAGAACAAGUAUUAAAACACUCGUGGAUAACCCACAGAGAUCAAUUGCCAAAUGAUCAGCCAAAUAGAAAUGAUACAUCACAUGUUGUUAAGGGAGCAGUGGUUGCCACAUACUCUGCUCUGACUUGCAAGACCUUUCAACCAGUCCUAGAGCCUGUUGCUGCUUCAAGCUUAGCUCAGCGACGGAGCAUGAAAAAACGAACAUCAACUGGCCUGUAAGAUUUUCAGUGUUCUUCAGGCAAACUGGAUGAAGAGAAAAUUAAAUGUGUAGCUUUUUGUCUAAUCUUAUAUCAAAGGCAUUGUUUUGUGCUACAUUACUUGAAUAUUCUGUUUAAGCUUCCUUUUUUUAGGGGGAGUGAGGUAAAAAACAUAUGCAGGUCCACAAUAUUCAUACUAUGUUGUUUUUCAGCAGUGUCCACUUGUUUAUUUAAGUAUAUAAUUGGUGUCUACAAGGUCCUAACAAUUCUUCUGCACACUAACUUCUUCCUUUCAAAUAAAGUUACUUUAAUAGUUUUUCUGGUUUUGUAAAAUAAUGGUUUGCGGAAUCAUUACCAAGAAUCAAGAUGCAAAUGUAAUAGUAUAAUUCCAAGCAGUGUCGGUAUUUUUUAACAUUAGAUUCUGAAAGGAUAGAUUUUUUUAAUAAGAAAAACAAAAAUGUGUUGUAGAAGCUUGUUAUUGUGUACAACCAAAGUUCUCCAUUCAUUUGACUCUGUAAUUACUAAAAUGUAAACAGUAGUUUGGUGCCACAGCAAAAAUCAUUUGUGCUAAUAUGUGAACUCCUGUUAUGGUUGGUGCCAAAGUUUUACAGAAGAAUUAAAUCACAGAUAAUGUGUUCAUACAAACCUAUAUAUUAUCCAUAAGUGGCCUCAUCUAGAAAUAAAGGUUUCCAUAAGGCUUCUGUAAAUGUUACAUCUAAUGGAAUUGUAGUACAAGUGAAGAAUUUUUUAGCCAAAGGCUUUAUAUUAGUGUUGUAAUCUACUAAAUAGGUCAUAGUUAAGCCUUUGAAAAUAAAGUACAUGGUGUUGGCACUUCCUUGGCGUUAUGUAAGCUGACUUUCAAGUUAACCAAUUGGAUUUAAUCAUCAUCUGUCCCGUUUAUAAUGAACUACACUGUUGUUUUUUAGACUUCAUGUGCUUUGAAUUACAGUGUAGCAUAUUAAUCUAAUUUGAAUCCUUUGGUCAUAUAGUUGAAAUUUUACUGUAGUGGACUUGUGGGCUUAGCACACAUAAUAUAAUUGUAACACAUUUCGGUUAACUUUGGACAAUGAUACAUAAUAGUAAUACUUCCAUAAGAUAAAGUGUCCUUUUAAAUAGGCGGUAAUAUUAAUGAUCUACAUAAAAUUUGAACACAUUUUAAAAUCUUAUUCAUUGAAAAAAAGAUCUGGCCAAAUUGGUCCUAUUAUUAAAUUUUAUGAUUCAGAACCACUGCAUAGUAUGUAUUGUUUUAUCUAAAUUAUGGAAUUUUUGGGAAUCUUUUUGUGUUAUUGAAGAAAAUACCAUUACUACUAACUACUACUGCUGCUGCUACUGCUACUGCUACUGACAGAAAGAAUUCAUGAAUGUAAACUGGAGGAUAUUACACUUUUGUUUAGUGAAUAUAAGCGAUCUACUUGUGUGUGCUUUAUACACUGUUGUGUAUUUUAUUUUGCUUAAUUCAGAGAGAGAGGUGAUUAGUGAGUGCUGAAGUAUACAGUUUAGGGAAAGAGACUUGUAACUUGCAUAUAUAAUAAAAGAAACUAUACAUAAUUCUCUUUAUAAUGUAAGUGAUAUAUAUUCCAUGCACAAAGAUCUGUUUCUUGUGUGUGAUGUAUAAAAGUAUGUAUCCUUAUUUUGAGGUGUCUUUUUGCAAUAAGUGAAAGACAUUAAAAACAUCUAAUGUUACAUGGAAAACAUUACUUAGAAGUGUAACUGGGAUCAUAACUUCUGGAUUUUUAUGCCCCAGUCUGGCUUUUUAUUUUCUCAUUUUGCUUUAUUACUAGAAGUACUUGCAUGUGACAAUUUAUGUCCUUACAUUCUGACUUAUUCCCAUCUUGUCAUUAUCUUGUUUGUGCUGUUAUGUCUUCUUAUCAGAAUUGGUAUGACAAAGUCAGAGGUAUGAUUUUGGUCUUCAGCUUUUCAGAACAAAGAUACUAUUUCCAUCUAUGCUUUUGUAUUAAUAGAAUUAGAGUAAGUGCAGUUGGAAAAUGAAAAAUGAUCACAAAAUAACUUUCAGUUUUUCCAUAAUCAGUAGUUUUUAAAAGUAGAUGAUCUUAAUUUCUCAAUGAUUUUUCUUUGAAAGGUUAUGUCAUACAGUCCUUUCAUGAAAGGAACAUUAUCAGAACUAAGUAAUGAACAGCAUGAUUCUGUAUCACUCAAGUGAGGAUUGACAAUGUGGAAAAGACACAUAUAUGCUAGUGGAUUUUCCCAAUAAUUGUGUGAGAGUUUUCUUCUGGAAAAUUCAAAUAUGGUAGCUUAACAACAGUAAUAGGGGGCAACCUAUUAUAAGGGAAAGCUUGAUAUUACACCUUCAUUCUGUAGAACGAACCCAGGUACAGAUGCCUAAUCAUGUCCAUUUUGGCUGAAACUAAUUUAGAACAACAAAUCAGAAAUGAAUGAGACAAUUUUUGAUGGGGGUUCUAUAAAUGCCUAACCAGUAAAAACAAAUCCUUUCUAUGAGACUUUACAAUACUGUAGUUUCUGAUGGAUUUGUGAACACUUAUUUUGCAUUGUUUUUCUUUUUAAUUGAUGGUUCUUGGUAGUAUUUAAUGAUAGCACAGUUUGGGGUUAUUAUUGUUCUGGAGAGGAGAGGAUAUUGUAUCUUUUUUCCUCAAAGGGAAAACACCAGGUUUGCCCAGAUAGACAGAACUAUCUCUUGUCCUAAAGCACAUAUUAUCAUGAAUAAACUCAGGAAACCAUUUGUAAGAAAAUUUAAGUGUAGUGCUUGUGUUGGUGAUUUUGUGGGAAACAAUAAUGGUUUUAAUUCUUUUAUGAAAAUCAAACUUUAGCCUAUUUUCUUAGAUUCAUGAAUGCCUAACCAUUGAUUUUUGUAAUGUAUUGCCAUUGGUAAUUAAACAUAGUCAAAUAUUUUGAUAGCACCUCUAGUUAGCCCAAAGGGAUUUCAUAUGUAUAGGCAACUCAAAUCUUGAUGUUUGUAAUGUCUUCUCUUUGAAACAUCAUGUUAAAAUAAUAGUACUUCCCGCAGAAACUUAUUUAUACUGAUUGAAUAGUAUUUUCCUGACAGUAAGAGGCCCUUCAUUUAUGAAGAAGGAAAAGAACCACUUACUUUGGCAUUAAGAUCAACUAAAAAGCUUACGCUUUAAACUAGGCAAAGUAUGUCUUUGGUAUUCUCUACAUUCUCUUUCUCCUGGCUUUCCAGCUCCCACAUGCUAUCCUACUUGAGUACUUCACAGAGGACUCCAUGAUUAAAGCUUCCUCCAGAAGGAGUCUGUGCUCCAAAAGAACCUCCCACCCUUCUCCUUCCCUGAAUCAGAACUUCAUUCUUUCAGAGCAGCUAUUUUCAGCAAAAAAAAAAAA